AUGCCUCGUUUGUCUGUGUUAAUCACGCAAGAAGAGUGCUUAUAUGAUGAACAUUGGACAAAAGAGGCUGACAAUCUUUUAAUUGACCUUCUAAUGGAGUUGAAUGCUUUGGGUGAUUGGAAAUAUGGCAGACCCGAUCAUUCUGCUUUUAAUUAUUGCAGGUCGGGUAUGAAAUCAGAGUUGGACAUGAACUUCACCCUACCUGAUGUUGAGUUGCGGUUUGACUUUCUCCACAAACGCUACCGUGUUUUCAGUUGGAUGCUGCGCAAACAUGGCUUACGGCAUUGCGUUCAAUCCAACGUCUUAACGGCACCCGUAGCUGUCUGGGAUGACAUCUUUGAGUCCAACUCUUUCAGUGUGGCCUACCAACAUUGUGGUGAUCCUCGUUGGAAUGAGCUUAAGUAUCUUUUCACUUUGGUAUAUCCGACAUCACCUAUCUCAGAGAAUGUGCCAGAUUUUCACUCGACUAACCAACUUGUUGACCCAGAGAUUGUAGAACCAGCAUGCCUUAUGUCUGAACAGUCGAACAAUGAAGUGGUUGUUCAGUGUCCCACCGGAAACAAUUUUGACCCAUGUACGAGGCAUCGAGAACGUGAUGUGUCUUCCGAAUGCUCAGUUAAUACUCAACCACAACCACAGUUCAUGAAUCCAAGGCAAGGUACUCAUACGCCAUCGCGGAUUCCAAGGCCUCAACGCAAGACUGGUCUGUCCUCGUGCAAGGGCUCCUCCAGUGAACCUCAGAUUUGACAAGUAUAAGACUUUGUAGUAACGGUCAUGCUGAUUGUUGUUUUGUCGGAGCAUUGUACGGUAAUGUUAUUCUCCUGUUUACAUGGGAUUGAAAAUGUGUUAGUUUUCAUAUUUAUGUUGGCGUCAAUGGUGG
Striga asiatica is the source of this 880-nucleotide messenger RNA. The record is from the annotation of a GenBank genome assembly. NCBI's taxonomy places the organism in Eukaryota, Viridiplantae, Streptophyta, Magnoliopsida, Lamiales, Orobanchaceae.